CUCCUAAGCCAGUUUGUUUGUGUGUAUAACGUGAAAAUAAGCGGAGUGGGUGUCUCCAGCUCCUAGGAAUGAACGCACGAUUGUUGAUGGUGGGUGGGAGUAUUUAUGUGGCCUAGUCCGUCAUCUCUGGCACCCUGCGGACCCCUCGAGGAUUCAAACUUCCUCAUCUCUCUUCCUCUCUCUCACUCUAAAAUGCUCCCCAAUCUCGACCUCCCUCCUCUCCUCUAACAUACAGCACCAUUUUCCAUCUCUUUGUCUUUCGCUCUCUUCUCCCCUCCUCCUAUGGCCGCCAAUCCAUCUGGCCUCUUUUCGUCGCCUUGCAUGGGGCGGAGGCAGCAGCUCUCUUCUUUGGGCAUUUAUGGAUCUGGGUUUUGUAGAUUGGAUAACAGAAGGGUGAUUCAUUAUAGAACAUUGACUGAUGUUCAUUGCAGCACUGCCCAGGGUGUGGAAGAGCUCACUUCCCCUUCGAAAACUCGCGCCUCCAGAAUCGUAGGUCGGGGUUCCAAGCUGAUUGGUUGUGGUUCAGCUGUGCCAAAGCUUCUUAUUUCCAAUGAUGACCUUGCAAAAAUUGUUGAAACUUCAGAUGAUUGGAUUUCUGUACGUACGGGAAUUCGCAAUCGACGGAUCCUUUCAGGGGGAGAAACGUUAACUGGGUUGGCCAUAGAGGCAUCAAAGAAGGCCCUUGAAAUGGCUCAGGUUGAAGCAGAUGACGUUGACUUGGUACUAAUGUGCACGUCUACUCCUGAUGACCUGUUUGGCAGUGGUCCACAGGUCCAGAGAGAUUUAGGUUGUAAAAAUGCUCUGGCCUUUGAUAUUACGGCUGCAUGUAGUGGCUUCGUCUUGGGAUUAGUUACGGCCACUCGUUUUAUAAAAGGAGGCGGUUUCCAGAAUAUUCUAGUUAUUGGUGCUGAUGCACUUUCGCGUUAUGUUGAUUGGACUGAUAGGGGAUCCUGCAUUCUCUUUGGUGAUGCAGCUGGGGCUCUACUAGUUCAGGCUGGGGAUGGAGAUGAAGAUGGCCUGCUAGGAUUUGACCUGCAUAGUGAUGGCUAUGGUCAAAAGCAUCUGAAUGCUACAGUAAAGGAUAAUGGGACACCUAGACCCAGCUCAAAUGGGUCUGUACUUGUACCACCCACACUAUCUUCCUACUCAUGUAUACAUAUGAAUGGAAAAGAAGUUUUCCGCUUUGCCGUUAGAUGUGUUCCUCAGGUGAUUGAGGCAGCCCUACAAGAGGCUGGCCUUACAGGCUCCUGUAUUGACUGGUUGUUGCUUCAUCAGGCAAACCAGAGAAUUAUUGAUGCAGUUGCAGCACGUCUGGAAAUUCCAUCUGAUCGCGUUAUAUCAAACCUUGCUAACUAUGGUAACACAAGUGCUGCUUCCAUCCCCUUGGCCCUGGAUGAAGCUGUUCGCAGCGGAAAGGUUCAGAAGGGUCACGUUGUUGCCACAGCUGGGUUCGGGGCAGGGCUCACAUGGGGUUCUGCUAUUGUGAGAUGGGGUUGAUGCUCAUAAUGUUGCAUUAUCAGCUAAUAAAAUGCUAAGUAAAUUCCAAUGGGUGGCUUCUCUGUUUUCUCGUUGGCUAUUUAUUUUAGGGCCCUGCUUAUUUAAAUCCUAUUUAUUGCCCUUCAUUGGUGUUACCUGUUGUCUCUCUCCCCCCCUCGCGCUCUCUUUCGCUCAAGGUGUUGUAGCUGAUUUAUAUUUGUUGGAGCAAACGAAUAUUACAUUCUUUGUUUGUUAAUCUAAAUUUUGAUAAGGUUGGGUUAUUACAA
Amborella trichopoda is the source of this 1763-nucleotide messenger RNA. RefSeq names its product 3-ketoacyl-acyl carrier protein synthase III. Gene Ontology annotation, molecular function: 3-oxoacyl-[acyl-carrier-protein] synthase activity. Gene Ontology annotation, biological process: fatty acid biosynthetic process. Gene Ontology annotation, cellular component: chloroplast. The record is from RefSeq and is a predicted model, not a curated record. NCBI's taxonomy places the organism in Eukaryota, Viridiplantae, Streptophyta, Magnoliopsida, Amborellales, Amborellaceae.